Lutra lutra (Eurasian river otter) is the source of this 1926-nucleotide messenger RNA. It is a transcript of the gene ORAI3, whose product is annotated as ORAI calcium release-activated calcium modulator 3. The transcript is spliced from 2 exons. The record is from RefSeq and is a predicted model, not a curated record. Gene Ontology annotation, molecular function: store-operated calcium channel activity. Lineage: Eukaryota; Metazoa; Chordata; Mammalia; Carnivora; Mustelidae. Gene Ontology annotation, biological process: store-operated calcium entry. Gene Ontology annotation, cellular component: membrane. Bases 228 to 1115 code for a protein of 295 amino acids.
UCCGGUUUCGGCUUCUGCUUUCCAGCUCCGGCCCUUGGGGCUGUCCGCCGACGCCUGCUUUUCCUGCUCCGCCCGGGCGCCUUUUCCUGGGCGCCCGCCGCCAGCAUCCCCGCUCGCCCCGCCGGGGGAUGGGGCCUUCCGCCGGCCUGGGCCGCCCCUCGUGGGACCCCCGGGGCGACUCCGCGCCCCCGUGACCACCCAGCCCGCCCAGUGCUUCGGCCCCCAGGAUGAAGGGCGGCGAGGGGGACGCGGGCGAACAGGCCCCGCUGAACCCGGAGGCCGAGAGCCCCGCGGGCUCGGCCACGUACCGAGAGUUCGUGCACCGCGGCUACCUGGACCUUAUGGGGGCCAGUCAGCACUCGCUGCGGGCGCUCAGCUGGCGCCGCCUCUACCUCAGCCGGGCCAAGCUCAAAGCCUCCAGCCGCACGUCUGCCCUGCUCUCGGGCUUCGCCAUGGUGGCCAUGGUGGAGGUACAGCUGGAGAGCGACCACGAGUACCCGCCAGGCCUGCUGGUGGCCUUUAGUGCCUGCACCACCGUGCUCGUAGCUGUGCACCUCUUUGCACUCAUGGUCUCCACGUGUCUGCUGCCUCACAUAGAAGCCGUUAGCAACAUCCACAACCUCAACUCUGUCCACCAGUCGCCACACCAGCGACUGCACCGUUAUGUGGAGUUGGCUUGGGGCUUCUCCACUGCCUUGGGCACCUUCCUCUUCCUCGCUGAAGUUGUCCUGGUGGGCUGGGUCAAGUUUGUGCCCAUUGGGACGCCCUUGGGCACACCAGCCUCCGUGGUACCUGCCUCCCAGGUGCCUGGGACUCUGUUACCACUGACCUCCUCCCUUAGUCCAGCUUCUAAGCCCUCCUCUACUUCUGUAGCUCCGUCACAGUCUGAGCCGUCUGAGGCCUGCCCACCCCGGCAAGCAUGUGUUGGUGGAGGGGCCCACGGACCAGGCUGGCAAGCGGCCAUGGCCUCCACGGCAAUUAUGGUACCUGUGGGGCUUGUGUUCGUAGCCUUCGCCCUGCAUUUCUACCGCUCCUUGGUGGCACACAAGACAGACCGUCACAAGCAGGAGCUGGAGGAGCUGAGUCGCCUGCAGGGGGAGCUGCAGGCUGUGUGAGGCUGAUGUGAGCCACCGGUGCCAACACUGCCUCCCUCUGGUCUGCGGGGGGACCCAGGUCCACAGACCCCAUUCCCUGCCCCUGCCUGGAGCCACUUCUUGUGGCCACUCUCAGGUAGAGACCAGAUUCCUGCCUUCAGGGUCCUUGGGGCAGCUUCCACAUUCCCAGGGAUUCUCCCUAUCGGUUGAUCCCAGUCUGUCUACAUCUGGGCUGGGAGGAGCGAGGGAGGAAGUAGGUCUUCAGUCCAAGGAUCAUUGUAGGUAGAGGGGAGGCAGGGAGACCCUGGUCAGACCUUUGGUGCUGACCCUUAGCCACUUAUUCCUAUACAGGAUGUGGAGGUCAGAAGGUUGCACACCCACCCAGCUGCCUCAGAAUGUGGUCAACCCUUGCUUUAUUUUUGUAGAAUCUAUGGUAGGCAUGUGGGGGAAGCUUUUCCCCAUCUCCAGAUCUGGAUGGGUUCCACAUGCUUGCUUACGUUGCUGUAGACAAGGAUUUGGGUGGUUCUACCACAGACAUAGGUCCAGCAUUCCCUAGGAGGAGCCUUCCUAUUUUUUUGGAGGUUCAAGUGCCUGCUCCACUGCCCUAGACCCACACUUAAGUUUCUGUGUCUGGUUCCUACUCUCCUAGGCUAGGGCUGGAGAUCUUUGGAGACUGAGGGCCUCUGUGACCAACCUGACUCCCUAGCAAGGGCUGUGGGGUGAGAAGGUUUUUAAGGGAGAAGGUCCAGUCACUAGCCCUUGGAAUACAGAGCUAUUCUGACACUGAGGUUUUGAUGCACCUUGUUUUGUAUAAUAAAAUGUGUUUCACAGA